Molecule: messenger RNA, 519 nt
Organism: Trichophyton benhamiae CBS 112371
Lineage: Eukaryota; Fungi; Ascomycota; Eurotiomycetes; Onygenales; Arthrodermataceae
Exons: 1
Coding region: 1-519 (172 amino acids)
Source: RefSeq, a predicted model, not a curated record
AUGUCGACCCAUGAAGUCUAUACAGAUGUCUCUGGCUGGACCAACACGCGGAUAGGAGACCAGUUGCCAUCACCACAGUUGCACAAUUACCAUCCAUCUACGAUGAUGAUGCAAUUCUGUGAAUCGCCAAUUACCGACUCGCUCAAGCAAGAGCCAGAUGCAACCCCGGGCCAAUGUGAUAUUCGAGGUCUGGCCUAUUUGAAGGCAGCUGAACAAGGACACAGCUCACAGGAUCCUAGUGAUAGUUGCUAUAUGGGUUCCCACAAGGGUAGCCAGGGGGACCUCUCCUGCAGUGACCUAACGGAUGCUCUACAGUCGAGUUCAGCGAGCUCUUGCCCCGGAAGUCCCCAGACUCCCGGUGACGGGGAGCAGCAAAGCGAUAGCGGGCAUAUCGAUAGCAAGCAGGAAAUAUACAGCCCUGCUACAGAGGACGUGGAAAUUCAUGACGCAGAUGACGAACCGAAACCUACCGGAGGGGAGAAGAUUGAUAGGAAAAAGAUGAAGCGGUUUAGGUACUGA